Molecule: messenger RNA, 831 nt
Organism: Striga hermonthica
Lineage: Eukaryota; Viridiplantae; Streptophyta; Magnoliopsida; Lamiales; Orobanchaceae
Source: the annotation of a GenBank genome assembly
AUGGCCCGGGCCAUGGUGAGCCACUGGCCCAUAAUCACCUCAAGCACACAUCCAUUCUCAUCUACUCCUUCACCAUCGCCCCGUUAUUACAGCACGCCCUUAUCUUCCCACUUCCGGUGCAAAAUUUCCCAAAAAAACUCGGUCGCUUCUUGUUCCGGCAACGCCGCCGCCGUCGCUGAUAGGGUUCUGGUGGACAUUAAAAUUUCAGGCAUAAUCGCCUGCCUCCGCGCCAAAAGUGCAGAGGAUGCUGUUGAAGCUGCCCGGGCAGCACUCAGAGGUGGGAUUUCAGUUUUGGAGAUUACAAUGUCCACUCCAGGUGUUUUUGAGGCUUUGCAAGUUUUGGUCCGAGAAUAUCCUUCAGUCUCGAUCGGUGUUGGGACUGUGUUAGACAGAGCAGAUGCUAAAAAUGCAUUAAAAAUAGGAGCCAAGUUUCUUAUGAGCCCUGCAAUGGUUAAGGGCAUUUUAGAUGAUGUUUCGGAGGGCCAAGCUUUGUAUAUACCCGGAGCAACUACUCCUACAGAGAUAUUAUAUGCAUUCAAUGAUGGUGCCAAAAUUGUAAAGGUUUAUCCAGUUUCUGCACUAGGUGGAGUCGAUUAUGUUGCGGCAUUAAAGAAGCCAUUUCCUCAUAUUCCUCUGGUUGCAUCGCAAGGCAUAUCAUUAGAUUCAGUCGAACAAUAUAUUGCUCGGGGAGCAUCAGCAGUCGUUUUAUCAGACGCGAUAUUUGAGAAAAAGGCAAUGGAGGAACAAAAUUUUUUUCUAAUACAAGAACUUGCAAGUGUUGCAGCUUUUAAGAGCACUGAAGCUUUAAUAAGGAAAGCUAGGGACCGAUAA